AUGGAAAAUCAAACCAAUAAUGACGUACCUGCGGAUGCUCCUCAUGCAUGUCCAGGCACUUCGAGUAAUCUUGCUGGACGUGUAUCAGCUUGUGCUGGUUGUCCAAAUCAAGCAGUAUGUUCUUCGGGUGAAACACGACGUAUUGAUCCAGCUAUUGUUGAAAUAGGUCAACGUUUAUCAUCAGUUAAACAUAUUAUUGUUGUUUUAAGUGGAAAAGGUGGAGUUGGAAAAACAACUGUAGCUGUUAUGUUGGCUCGAGCAUUAGCACGAAAUCCUCAAUUACGUAUUGCUUUACUUGAUGUUGAUAUUUGUGGACCAAGUGUACCACGAGCACUAGGUGUUGAAAAUGAACAAGUACAUUCAAGUGGUUCUGGUUGGUCACCAGUUUAUAUAACUGAAAAUUUAUCUGCUAUGUCCGUUGGUUUUUUAUUAACAUCUCUUGAACAAGCUGUCAUAUGGAAAGGUCCACGUAAAGAUCAUAUGAUAAAACAAUUUUUAUUAGAUGUCGAUUGGGGUGAAGGUGAACUUGAUUAUUUAAUUGUUGAUACACCACCAGGUACAUCUGAUGAACAUUUAUCUGUUGUUAAUUAUUUAAAAAAUGUUUCAUCCGUAUCUGGUUGUAUACUUGUAACAACACCACAAGAAAUAUCUUUACAAGAUGUUCGAAAAGAAAUAUCAUUUGUAAAACAAAUAAAUCUUAAUGUUCUUGGUAUAAUUGAAAAUAUGUCAAUAUUUAAAUGUGGAAAAUGUCAUAAAGAAAGUCAAAUAUUUCCAAAACAUGAUGGAUUAAAACAUUUAUGUGAAAGUAAUAAUUAUGAAUUACUUGCAAGUAUUCCAAUAGAUCCAUCUAUCGCUAAAUGCUGUGAUGAUGGAACAGAUUUAUUUGAAAUUCAUUCAGAUUCAUCAACAGCGAAAGUUUAUUUAAAUUUAGCAGAAAAAAUUCAAGAAAAAUGUCAAUCAAAAUAG
This is a messenger RNA of Rotaria sp. Silwood1, 966 nucleotides long. The record is from the annotation of a GenBank genome assembly. Lineage: Eukaryota; Metazoa; Rotifera; Eurotatoria; Philodinida; Philodinidae.